This is a messenger RNA of Peniophora sp. CBMAI 1063, 1491 nucleotides long. The record is from the annotation of a GenBank genome assembly. NCBI's taxonomy places the organism in Eukaryota, Fungi, Basidiomycota, Agaricomycetes, Russulales, Peniophoraceae.
AUGAACACGGGUGGAGCACAUGUGGAGGUUGAUCGAUUGCCAAAUGCGGCCAAGGGUGGAACUUCGGCACUCGCAGAUGCCUUAUCGAGUGAUGCUUCUUCCCUCAAGGCCAAAGGCGAAGCCCUCGACACACAGCUCGCUGACCCAAACCAACAUGUCCCCUCUUGCCGACGCCAGGCGACUCAGCCUAGCGCGCAAGCAACGCAGACCGCCGCCAAUAGCGUAGGCCAAGCUGGAGCGGUCGCGAGUAUACAGACCUCCAGCAAACCGCCAGGGACGAACAACUCCCAGGCAACUACAUCCGGCGCCCCGCAGGCCAAUGCCAUCAAGCAACCAGUCCAGGCUGCCGGUGUCACGCAGAGCACUCAAGUGCCCACACCCGCUCAGGCCGCCACUCCCGCAAACACCGCCGCCUGCCAGGUGCCCCCGGCCCCGGCGCCCAAUGGCCUCUUUGUGGCCAACGACAAGCAACGCGAGCUCACCAUGCUGCGGGCCCUUCGCAACCAAUCUAUUUGUGAGCAGUCCAUGUCCCAGUCCGACUCCGGUGGCAACACCAAGUUGCCAGACAUGGUUCCCGGCGACCACGGCUCUGAGGAGGAAUUUUCCAUCCCGGCAUCAGUACACGUCGCCGUCAAGACCAACAGCUAUGUUCCGCUCACGUUUACGACACGCAAUGGCAGCACAUCGCUCAUCAACAAGGAGCAGUGCGAGUGUGAAGACAAAGAAAGUGGCAUCAAGCGCAAGCUGCCGCACUCCAAACUCUUCGACGCUGCAGAGCAACACCAGUCGUCAGAGUCUUGGAAUGCUGCGUGGGAGAGCCACUUCUGCCAUGUACGCCACCUCAUCGCCACUGAGGUUGGCCGAUGGGACGUUGCCCACAGGUACGACCACCUGGUUCGCGAGAAGUCCACAGACCGCCCUGAGUACGACCUCGGCUCACUCGACAAGGGCGUCCUUGGGCACACUCUUAUGGAGUUCAAUGACCGCAAGGCGAGCACAGUGGCCAAGAUUGCAGCUCAGGCGGCCGUUCGCUUGGCUCUCACAGGCCUGCACAUCCAGCAGGGCCCUUCUAUGCCGAGGAAGAGACGGGCAUCAACCAAGACGGUCGUCGCCUGGCGCUGGAAGGAUGUGGAGCAAGAGGCCUUUGAUAAGAUGAAACACACAUUUACGUCAUCCCCUGUCCUCCUCAUGCCAGACCCUACUAAGCCUUACUGGGUAGAAUGUGAUACGUCGGACUUUGCCAUUGGCACCGUAUUGUCACAGUGUGGCAAGGACAAUGACUGGCAUCCGGUGGCGUACCUCUCCCAUGCCCUCACCGCCCCGGAACGCAACUAUGACACCCACGACAAGGAAUUGCUGGCCUUCAUCCGUGCGCUUGAGGACUGGUGUCAUUAUCUUGAGGGCUCUCCUCUCCAAGUCAAAAUCUUCACCAAUCACAAGAAUCUCGAGUACUUCACCACGGCGCAGAAGUUGAACAGACACCAGGCUUGA